This is a messenger RNA of Lasiosphaeria miniovina, 1404 nucleotides long. Its product is annotated as NADP-dependent oxidoreductase domain-containing protein. Gene Ontology annotation, molecular function: aldose reductase (NADPH) activity. The transcript is spliced from 4 exons. The record is from RefSeq and is a predicted model, not a curated record. NCBI's taxonomy places the organism in Eukaryota, Fungi, Ascomycota, Sordariomycetes, Sordariales, Lasiosphaeriaceae. Gene Ontology annotation, cellular component: cytosol. Bases 359 to 1255 code for a protein of 298 amino acids.
UAAACUGCAUGCCUUAGUAAGUUCUAGGUUAGUCUAUUUGAUCACUGCACUCGCCACACCGAUAUCAUAUGCUAGGUAUCCUAAGUGCGGGGCACAGUUGCGGCGAACAUUGUACGGUGUUGGCGUCUCGACAGAACGUCAUAGGCUGGGGGCCUUUCUUUCUGGAAGUAACAGCUCUCUCUCUCUCUCUUCAUUGCCACGCAGAUUCCGUCCUCUUUAUUCCCGUAGAGAAAUCUGGAAGCUCUGAAUUUAUUUUCUUUCCAAAAGCACCAACGUCCUAAAACUAUAUCUCUCCCCCAGCCCAACUCCAACGAUAGAUAUACCAGUGAAAUAUACUCGGUACAGCAGAAAAGAAAUCAUGGCCGCCGUAAAGAACACAGCGAAAACCUUCAAGCUCAACUCGGGCGACUCCAUCCCCGGCAUCGGCCUGGGUACCUGGCAAUCCAAGCCCGGCCAGGUUGAGAAGGCUGUCGAGGCUGCCCCGAGAGCCGGCUAUCGCCACAUCGAUACUGCGUUCGCCUACGGCAACGAGAAGGAGGUCGGCGAAGGCAUCCGCGCGUCGGGCGUGCCACGCGAGGAGAUCUGGCUGACCACAAAGCUGGACAACCCAUGGCACAAGCGCGUGGCCGAAGGGAUCGACCAGUCGCUCAAGAACCUGGGCACCAGCUACGUCGAUUUGUACCUGAUGCACUGGCCGUGCUCGUUGGACCCGGACCACGAGGGCAAGGCCUAUGUGGACUGGGACUUUGUCGACACUUGGCGCGAGAUGCAGAAGCUGGUUGGCACCGGCAAGGUCAGAAACAUUGGCGUUAGCAACUUUGGCAUCAAGAAUCUCGAGAAGUUGUUGAAUGACCCCAGCUGCAAGAUUGUCCCCGCGGUGAACCAGAUCGAGCUUCACCCGGGCAACCCAUCCCCCAAGCUGGUCGCCUACAACAACACCCACGGCAUCCAUACCUCGGGCUACUCCCCGCUGGGCAGCAGCGACUCGCCGCUGUAUAGCAACGAGACGAUCAACGCGAUCGCAAAGGCCAAGGGUCGCACGCCGCAGCAGAUCCUGCUCGUGUGGGGGCUGCAGAAGGGCUGGAGCGUCCUGCCCAAGAGCGUGACGACGUCGCGCGUCGAGGCAAACUAUGAUCUCGAUGGCUGGAGCCUCAGCGACGACGAGGUGGCCAAGAUUGACGCCAUCCCGGACCGCUUCAAGGUCUGCCAGGAUGGCUGGCUGCCGGUCACCGUCUUCUAUGGCGACGACGAGUGAUCGAGCUGUCAGAAGAGCACCUAAAGGGUUUGGCACGUAUUGAUUCGGCUGGGGAUAUGUCCAUUGGAGCUGUUUGGGGAAUUCGAGAAUAUUAGAUAGUACGGAUUCGCUUUACACGCUAGACUAGGCGUGAUUUCCAGAACAGCUGC